Molecule: messenger RNA, 1107 nt
Organism: Saccostrea echinata
Lineage: Eukaryota; Metazoa; Mollusca; Bivalvia; Ostreida; Ostreidae
Exons: 6
Coding region: 1-1107 (368 amino acids)
Source: RefSeq, a predicted model, not a curated record
AUGGUUUUCAACAAUACGUUGCUGAGGGUAUUUCUUUGGAUGAUAUGUGUACUCCCGUAUGAGUGUAUUGUGGAAGAUAAAAAGCUUGAGGCCUGCUAUGGCGAUGGCUGGCAAUUACUGCCGUCGUGUGACUUUGAAGAACUUGUUUAUCCGCACCACAUAUUUUUCGGUGCCAAGGAUCCAAACAGUUGUCCUGCGGUACUGCAUAAAAACGAGACGAAUUCUAACCUAACAGAUCUGUGUUGCCGGAUUGAUCAGUAUAACACGUGUGGAGGGUUAGUAAAUAUUUCAAAUUAUAGAACGUACAAGGAUUAUUUUGGGAACUGUAUUGGAGAGGUCCAAUGUACAGACGUACCAAUAGAGCGAACACAGAGCUCAGCUUUUUCCAGUACCUGUAAUCCACAGUUCCAUGAAAACACAACACUAGUUACUAUGAUUUAUCAAUGUGUUAAAGGUGUAAGAAAUAUAUUUAACACGGACAUCAUCACAAAUCAUUCGGAUAUUCAUUUGAAAGGACAGGAAUAUAGCAACCCAAUACUGCAAAGAAGAUCAGACUGCAAUAAUGUUGAUGACGUCAUUCAGUGUUCAGUAGAGGCCAAGGGUUGUGAUGAUGAGAUUGACGUGCAAGCGUGGGACCUGAGGCUGGAAUGUGGACAGGAGUUGUGGUUUUGCAAUUUAAAUGAAACCGUCAAACUAACAUGCAACAAUAACACAGGGAUUCAGAAAACUGACAUGUACCAGAGUUUGUCUAAUUACGUCAUUGUGACGUUCAAAAACAGCCUGUCGCGUGAUGGUGGAUUCUUCUGGUUUGUCUUUAACCCUGUUCCAGUAAAUUCCUCCUUAACAGUAAGCUGUCCUGUAAAGAAACCAAGCUGUCCCCGAUCGUCCAGUUGUCAGACACUUCGGAGACGGACCUGUCUUUCUGAUGACACUGAGGAUGACAACAUUUUAUUUAUAAUUGCUGGAGCUGUUGGGUGUGUAAUCUUAUUCAUCAUCAUUGUGGUUGUUAUACUUAUCGUGAUAAAGUGGAAACAUCGACAGAGAAAGAAGAUCGAUCCGAAUGUAAAUAAUUAUUUAAUAAAUAAAAAAAAACCAUUAAAAAACUGA